AUGGGUUGUGCUAAAUCAUCGGAAGCUGAUGAACGCCAAGGUGGUGGUAACAGACUAAGAAGACCCAGGCCAUGGCGACACGAGGGCAAUCGAGUUUCAUGGAGUGAGCUUCACGAGAUGCGCACCACUUUCUGGCGUAAUGCCCCACGUUACGCCGGCCGAGCAGCAAUUUGGGAAGCCCUUGAAGCAGCAGCUGAGUGCGACUUAACCUAUGCACAAAGAAUUCUCGACAGCAAUAGCAUUAGAUAUCCAAAUGGUGACAUGACACUUUGCAUUGAUGAUGAAGGUACAAGGUAUGAGUUACCGCCAUACCUUUUGAGUGAGCCGACAAAUAUGGACCGUGGUGCUGCAAACAUGAUUGGUCGCAUUUUAAGGAGGUAA
Lactuca virosa is the source of this 381-nucleotide messenger RNA. The record is from the annotation of a GenBank genome assembly. NCBI's taxonomy places the organism in Eukaryota, Viridiplantae, Streptophyta, Magnoliopsida, Asterales, Asteraceae.